AUGUUAUUGAGCGCUGUUAAGACAUAUAUGAGAUUAAUAUUGGCACCUAAAGGGAAUGUUGUAGGGAUAGAAGCGACUGAUAGUUGUGGAUGUGUUAAAUGGUUGCAGCGCGCUGCUACGUUCAGCGCAUGUCUGAUGCCUACCACCUGUGGCUUCCCGAAUUGUAAAUUUCGAUCCCGCUAUCGCGGCCAAGAAGAUAAUCGACAUUUCUAUCGAAUACCCAAACGACCACAGGUGUUGCGGCAACGUUGGUUACUUGCAAUUGGACGAACCGAGGACACUGUUGUUUCACAGGUCAGGAUGCCCCGUUGUAUUGCUUCCUGUAUAUAUGUAACUCCCCGCUUGAACAAAGAGCAUGCAGAAAUGCAUAUUCAUGCUUGUAAUUUUGCAUGUUUUAUUUUUAUACUUGCAUGA
Molecule: messenger RNA, 414 nt
Organism: Acanthocheilonema viteae
Lineage: Eukaryota; Metazoa; Nematoda; Chromadorea; Rhabditida; Onchocercidae
Source: the annotation of a GenBank genome assembly